GUGCAGCUUUCCUGGCAUAUUUUAAAGUGGCAGGAGCGAUGUCACAUCCGGAACCUUCGUUGAGUGGAGGUUUACAUGGGAGGACUCAAAGAUGGCGGAUGUACCAGCAAAUGCGAACGAGCACUGUCCAGGUACACAGAGUGAGCAGGCAGGGAAGUCUUCAUCAUGUCAGGGCUGUCCCAACCAAAAACUGUGCGCUUCUGGCGCUACUAAGGCCCCGGACCCCGCCAUUAAAGAAAUAGGGUCAAAGCUGGCCACAGUGAAACACAAGAUCCUCGUGCUAUCUGGGAAAGGAGGUGUGGGCAAGAGUACGUUCAGUGCUCACCUGGCCCACGUCUUGGCAAGUGAUGAGACCAAGGAGGUUGCCCUUCUGGAUGUAGACAUCUGUGGCCCGUCGAUUCCUAGAAUGAUGGGAUUGGAGGGAGAGCAAGUACAUCAGAGUGGGUCAGGCUGGUCGCCAGUGUUUGUGGAAGACAACCUUGCUGUCAUGUCUAUUGGCUUCCUGCUCAGUAGUCCUGAUGAUGCUGUAAUAUGGAGAGGCCCCAAAAAAAAUGGAAUGAUUAAGCAGUUUCUGCGUGAUGUGGAUUGGGGGGAACUGGAUUACCUCAUUAUUGACACACCCCCUGGCACGUCGGACGAGCACCUAUCUAUCGUGCAGUACCUAAGCUCCACCAAUGUGGAUGGAGCAGUCAUAAUCACCACACCACAGGAGGUGUCUUUGCAAGAUGUUAGAAAGGAGAUCCGCUUCUGCCAAAAGGUCAAACUGCCAAUCAUCGGAGUGGUGGAAAACAUGAGUGGCUUUGUGUGUCCGAAUUGCAAGAACACAUCGCAGAUCUUCCCUCCAACCAGCGGGGGUGCUGAGACAAUGUGUGCGAACCUAAAUCUGCCCCUGCUCGGUAAAGUGCCUCUCGACCCGAGGAUAGCAAAAAGCUGCGACGAGGGCAGGUCUUUUCUUAAUGUUAUACCAGACUCUCCUGCUGCUGAAGUCUACAAGAUUAUUGUGCAACGCAUCAAGGACUACUGUUCCACCCAUGCCCCAGACGACCAGAACACUGCCUGAAGCGGAUUUUAUGGCAGUCCUUUUGGACCAAAGCUACAACAUGAGUCAAUUUCGAGACCCACUCUAGGAAUGACUUUUAUCGCCACCCAGUGGUUCUUUGUUGAAUUGUGAGUUUUAUUCACAGAGUAUAAGUGGAGUCUGUCAAUUAAAAAAAUAAGCAUUUUGAUAAUGCCAUUUAUGUGAUUUCUCCCCCACCCCCUUUGUAAUACAGGAAUAGAUUGGAAACAUACGAAAAACAUGUUUUUCUGAUUUUCCUUUUUCAGUCAUUUAUUCUCUAUGAUGGGAUCGAGUCUUGCUCAUCAUGGUUAUUUAUAAAUUAUGAUGCACCAAUUAAAAACAAUCAAAGAAAAAUGAAAUCAGUGGUAGCCAAAGGUAGUACAAAAAAAAUUGAGCAGCUUCAUGCUGACGUGAUUUUAAAGUGUUAUGUUCCGUUAUUUAGAGAUACUGCAAUAAAAUAUGCGGUCUGUCAAGAUGGUGAUCAUAUCAAGUUUUUAAUGACUAUUAUGACAUUGCUAAAGCAAAUGAUAUGGUUGCCCAAGUCUCGCACAGCAUGGUAUAUGUUUUAUAUGUUUGGAAUAUUGUUUUUAAAUGUGUGCUCAUGUCUCAGGAAAGCCAUUGGGAACAUUCAUUUAAUCGUGCUGUAAUUUGGCUAUUUAGACCUCCAUCAAGUGACUAUCAUGGACUUAUCUUGGAAGUGUCAAUUUAAUUAAAAAAAAAACACA
Syngnathoides biaculeatus (alligator pipefish) is the source of this 1782-nucleotide messenger RNA. It is a transcript of the gene nubp1, whose product is annotated as nucleotide binding protein 1 (MinD homolog, E. coli). Bases 92 to 1060 code for a protein of 322 amino acids. Gene Ontology annotation, cellular component: cytosol. Gene Ontology annotation, biological process: iron-sulfur cluster assembly. The transcript is spliced from 10 exons. Gene Ontology annotation, molecular function: ATP hydrolysis activity; ATP-dependent FeS chaperone activity; ATP binding. The record is from RefSeq and is a predicted model, not a curated record. Lineage: Eukaryota; Metazoa; Chordata; Actinopteri; Syngnathiformes; Syngnathidae.